CUACUCCCCCGCCGGAGAAACUGCUGUCGUUGACUUAACGAAAGAAACUUCACAGUCGCUCGGCAAGUUUGCUUUCGGGAGUAUCGGACAGAACGUUACUCCUGUCUGUGUUAUGUAACGGUCCGCUUUUAUCUGCCGACGUGACCAGGUGAUACAGCUAGUUUGGGCCUGUCCAGUUAACGUUGGGCUAGUUAUCGUUAACGUUACACCAAACCUUGCAAUGCAUAUGCUAGCGUCAAACGGAUCCGUAAUGGACUUGGACUCGGUGUUGGUGAAAAUUAAAGCACAUUACUGCGGGGACAUGUUGAUGGCAGACUUGGCAGCCACGGUAACCUUCGUGGAGUUGCGCGAGGAGGUGAGGACGAUGUGCAGCGUUGCCAAGCAGCAGCCCAUCACACUCAAGUGGAUCGAUGAUGAAGGGGACCCUUGUACCAUCUCGUCUCAGAUGGAGCUGGAGGAGGCAUUUCGUAUUUACAAUCAAACCAAGAGGUCUGGUCUACUGCUGCACGUCUUCCCCAGUAUCCCGGAGCGGCCCGGCAUGCCCUGCCCUGGAGAAGACAGUGAGUAAACCCUCUAUCCGCCUCGGGGACCCCCAAUGGCACUGUUAAACUAGGUCAAGUGCCCCUGUACCUGGCUGUGGUGUAAGUACAAGGUGGAGGCGGGUGAGGGCUCUCUAGAAGACUCAUUUCUCUCAAAUAGCCUGAGUCAGCCAUGAUUCAGAGUGAACAGCGGUCACAGAGUUACAGUUAGAUCAUGCAAUUUUGCAGCCAGAGGUGGAUUCCAGCCAAGAGAAGUCGGUGAAAUUAAGAGUUUGCGAUUUUUGCAGCUGGUGAAACGGAGGGUGAGCACUGCAGAGACACAAUUUCUCUUUUGUGCUUCCGCUUUUUAACCCCCAGGCUAGGGGACUAAGGCGGAAAUACUAAUCUUAACAGAUGCUUUUGUUUGGUAAUCAUCUGGUCCCUCUAGCUUGUACUAUUUGUCCACCCCAGCACACUGGACAAGUCAGCAUGCGGAGCAGGCCACCAGUCCAUCACAGGGCUAAUACAUAUAUAGCUUCUUUCUAAAGAAGCCUAAAGAUUGCUCUUUAACUUUAACAAUGCUGUGUAAAUGUGACACCGUAGCCGCUGCUGCUCUGCGUCUCUUUCAUGUACUCCCUGUCUAUUUGCUGUGACAGCAGGUUUCAGCACCCCGUGAGAGGGCCUGUGUGUGUCUGAUGGGACGGGAGCCCUGUGUGUUUGUGCUGAGGCAGACUCCUGGUUCACUGUGUGAAGAGCAGAGUGUCAUUCUGUAGGUAGGCGAUGAAGGUCUCGCUGUCUCAAACACACACCGAGCUGGUGUCCAUGUGUCGUGGCUGAUGUGUGCUGUACUCUAACAGUAAUAACUGGGGCUUCCUGCUGUGUUUUCUUGUUUGCUUGGUGUUGCUGAACAUGAGGAGGGAAGGAUAGUGCUGUUUUUUUUAGAGAGGAGGAGAGAGGAAGAAAGAAUGAGAUUGAGUGGAGGAGGGAGAGGCACUGUGUCUGUUUUCCAAGGCUGACUGUACUGAUAUCUUCUGAUUAACUAUGCAGUAGAUGGUUUGUCAUUUUUAAAAAGAGGGUCACUAAGAAGAAAAAGACUAUCUACCUAAUUGUCAACAGGCCUUUUCUAUAAAAGAGCAAAUUUGUACCUAACUGAAGAUUCCUGACCAUUUUACUGCCAUUUAUUGCCAUCAAAUUGUGAUCUUGAAUAGGUAAACCAGCUAGAAGACAUAUACAGUAUGUUGAAAACACACAUGUUAAAUACUUUCUAAGUGAUAUCAAAAAAUGCAUUUAAGAGAAGUUAAGAGACUAUCUUAUUCUUUUAAUUUCCUCUCUUUGUAAAACAAACAGAAUGUAAACUAGCCUUUUAUAUUAGAUCAUAGACUGUAUGUAAGAAGUGGGCAUAGUCACCGUGACAUCACACAUUGGUUUGUGGACUGCUUUUUUGAAGCCUUUAGUUCUGGUUGUUGGUCGUCACCAUCUUGUUUUUUUGCACUUAAAAGUGACAUGAAAGGGUGGAGCUUUGUACAAAUGCUGAAUAAGACCAAAAUGUUACAACUAACUUUCAUGAAGUGAAAAAACACUGUGAGAGGGUUGAAGUUCGAAGAUGGAAACACCCACAACGCGGUAGCAACCUGCACAAGGUAGCCCCGCCCUAAAGCAUGCUCUGCUUUAUGGUCUAUUGGACUCAAUGGAUACAUCCACACUGUUUUGAAACGGGCUUUUAAAAUCAAAACAAUCUCUGUCCACACGGCGAUCCAGCACCGUUUUAGAAAUGAUUUCCGUCCAGUUUAACACACCUGAAAACAAAUAUCUCAUGAAUAUUCAUGUACACUGGGCAUGCGGGUGCUGGUGUAAACAGGAAGUAU
This is a messenger RNA of Anarrhichthys ocellatus (wolf-eel), 2383 nucleotides long. RefSeq names its product protein kinase C zeta type-like. The transcript has 4 exons. Lineage: Eukaryota; Metazoa; Chordata; Actinopteri; Perciformes; Anarhichadidae. The coding region runs from base 221 to 568 and encodes 115 amino acids. Gene Ontology annotation, molecular function: protein binding. The record is from RefSeq and is a predicted model, not a curated record.